Xylaria bambusicola is the source of this 1755-nucleotide messenger RNA. Its product is annotated as HSF-type DNA-binding-domain-containing protein. The coding region runs from base 1 to 1755 and encodes 584 amino acids. The record is from RefSeq and is a predicted model, not a curated record. Gene Ontology annotation, molecular function: DNA-binding transcription factor activity; sequence-specific DNA binding. Gene Ontology annotation, biological process: regulation of DNA-templated transcription. Lineage: Eukaryota; Fungi; Ascomycota; Sordariomycetes; Xylariales; Xylariaceae. The transcript is spliced from 5 exons.
AUGGCUACUGCGACUGAACACGUGCCGAGGAGCUUGCCCGGCCGUGAGCCAGAAGACGGCCUAACUGCGCGCACAAUACCAAUCAUCACCACCCCACCAACGCCGACCCCGAUUAUAAAGACGUCUGCACCUUCGCCGGUCGCCGGAGAUCCUAUGGAUAUCACGACACCAACUAGUUCCUCUGCUGCGCAGAGCAUUGGCCGGGGAUCUGAUGGAGGCGACGCAAGCGACACAAAUGAACGCAAGAAUAUAGCACCACCUGCCGAACAGAACUUGGGGAGUACCUCAAAUAACACAAUGCCGGCGCCUCCAACCGUACCAUCGUCAACAUCUGCGCCCGCAGCUGCCGCGGCUGCUGUCCACCAGCCUAAAAUUGUCCAGACUGCCUUCAUCCAUAAGCUUUAUAACAUGCUAGAAGACCCGAACAUACAGCACCUCAUCAGUUGGUCAACCUCGGCUGAGAGUUUCGUCAUGUCUCCUUCUCAUGACUUCUCAAAAGUACUAGCGCAAUACUUUAAGCAUACUAAUAUUUCCUCAUUCGUACGCCAGUUGAAUAUGUAUGGCUUUCACAAAGUUAGUGACGUUUUCCACACUGGAAACCCUGAAACGGCACUUUGGGAAUUCAAACAUGGUAAUGGCAACUUUAAGAGAGGUGAUCUUGUUGGUCUCCGUGAGAUUAAACGGAGGGCCUCGAGGCAUUCCAUUAUGAACAGGGACUAUGGCAACCAUAAACCUACUCCAUCGCAGCCAGGCACUCCGGCUGAACCAAUGCCGGUCAUUCACGAUGGAACAGAUCCACGGUUGGCCAGUAUUGAGCAUUCCCUCUACGAGACCAACCUCAAGUUGCAGCGAAACGAGGAAAACGCCCAGUAUAUGCACGUCAAGCAGCAAGCGAUGGUAGAUGUUAUCAACAGGUUGCUACACUUCAACCAGGAGCUGUCUAGGACAGUUCUUGCUCUUGUUCCUCCCGACAAUCCACUCCAUAGGGAUAUUCUCACCUUGCAAAGUGAAAUUCACCGCCAAAGUGAAUUUUUCACUGCAGAUGAUCCGCCUGAACCUCCUGUCUCCAGUAGGGGUCAGUACUUCGCUAAUAUAGACAAUCCACCUGUGUCUCCCCGUCAACUCGCACAGGAUUCGCGCACAGCAACGCACUCAACUAGGGGCAAUAAUUUCUAUCGUCCGCCUGUGCCAUCUAACCUUUCUAGCGGCGCUCGACGUCCAUAUGGAUCAAUAAGCGGCGCGCAGCCUCAGUCUUCUCCCUCACCCCUUCGGUCUCAGGCACCACCGCCACCCCCAGGCCCUCAUCCUCUUGCCGCAGUUGAACCGCCUCCUAAUGGCCUAGCUAGGCGACAUACAUCUGCAGAUAUUCGCGCUCAUGGCUGGCAGCCUAACCAGCCCUUGUAUCUCGGAUCCGGCCCCCCUUCUUCAAAUUGGCCUUCUUCUCCUAGCCGAGCACCUGUGGACGAUCAUCGGUUGCGUGAAGCCCCAUCUGGCUAUUCGCUAUCUCGGCCUGCCACGCCUCCUGCUCCACCGUUUUCUAAUGGAAAUAUCGGCAGUAGCUUAGAAAGCCUGAACAAUUGGUCUUGGAACUCAGCCAAUCGAGAAAACAAAAAUCUUUCGAUCCGAGAUAUAUCUACCCCGCCUACACGGCGAGGAAGUAUGGCUCAUAUCCUAAAUCCCACGGAUACAGCCGAACGAGAAAAUGAGGAUGACCCAAGAGGGGAUGACGACCGCAAGCGUAAGCGAAUGCAAUAA